Gamsiella multidivaricata is the source of this 912-nucleotide messenger RNA. RefSeq lists its product as uncharacterized. The record is from RefSeq and is a predicted model, not a curated record. The transcript is spliced from 2 exons. The coding region runs from base 162 to 866 and encodes 234 amino acids. Lineage: Eukaryota; Fungi; Mortierellomycota; Mortierellomycetes; Mortierellales; Mortierellaceae.
UCUUCGUCCGUGAGGGCAACUUUCGACCACGUUGUGUAUCCCAACCACAACAAUGACCAAAUACAGGGAUCUGCGCCCUGGUGCGAAGCAACUCUGCUUGAACCCAAUUCAGACACUUUUUUUUAUUUUAUUUUUACGCUCCUUCUUCUGGACAAACACCUAUGCCUCGAGCCAUAAUCCACACUCCUUUUCGUAUGAAUGUGAGCGAGCACAUCAUUCAUCCGUCGACUGAGGCGAUCCCGCACGGAACGUGGUCAGAGUGUUUCACGCAUUGGCCAUUUCUGCACAUUUCCAGGCAACCAACUGUUGCUGUACGCCCGCGAUGGAAGUUCGUGUCGCUUUCACUUCUCUUCCCCCCCCCCCGCAUCUUUCUUCGGCACGGCAUUACGCGAGGUUACUCUAUUUGGACACAAAACGCUACUGCAGUGCCGACAGAAAAACAAACCGACGCCGACGGCAAUCACACUAGUAACAUCAGCAGCAGAGAUUUCUGGAAGUCAUUCUCUCCACCCCCAAUAACGUUUGAGAGCAACGGUGGGAAAAAACAAAAGAAGGUUCCCCCUCCCACUCAACAUCCUCUGGUGUAUCUGUUGUCAAGGUACAGCACGGGGUGGCGGGCAAGCUCAUCGAGAGCAAGACUUCAGCAUCUGAAUAUCGGGCCAGUCGGUCGACCGCCUUUUACCCUUGACGCCCUCCGCUCAUGGGAAAGUAUCGACUCGAGGCACCAGCCCCACCAAGCACCGUUCACCUCAUUUGCAUUUGUUUUCCCACCAUUACACACCCACACCUUUCAUUUGCAUUUUUUUUUUCUCGAUACCCUUUUCCUCUAUACCAUCCUCAUCCCUGUAUUUCUACAUAUCAUUUAGUUCUUCUCUCAUUUGCAUUUUCAUGGUUUUUUUUUCUUUCUUCUGC